AUGAACAGACCACCACAGGGUGGUCAGCAACGCUUAGGUGCAACAUGGUAUCCAGGGGGGCAAGAUGACUUCUACAUGCCAGAGGUCAUAUCCCCGUCUCCUCAGAGAGUGAUGCCAGAAGUACCCGAGAAUAUGCAGGACAAUAUCGCUGAGAUGGAAUACCGCGCUGACCCCCGCCGCGGGCAACAACAACAACCGCAACAACCGCAAUACCAACGCGCCCACACUUAUCCCGAGCGCACCUCCUCCGCCGUGCAAGGUCAACCUCAACACACUCAAGUUCACGAUCCCAGUUCCUACGCGCAAUCCGCGACCUAUGACAGCAUGGAUCACCCCAACUUUUCACCAUUCCCGGUCUUGCGGAACCCACCACCUAAUGUCCCACCCACCGAUGAACAGAGAGAAGCGAACCUAGAGCGUGCGCGAAUGGCCGUGCUAUCGACUACAGACCCGGAGAUGCAACUCGCAUGGGCCUUGGAUGCCCUCGCCUUUGUCGAGGUCGCCGCGCAGAACGAUGUCCGCCUCUGUCUGACCCAGCCACCACGCCCGCAGACCCCGCAGGUGGAGCGACAGCUACGAGUCGACGCGAUGAACAUCGUCGGCUUUCUUGCCGAGCAGCGCCACCCCAAAGCGGAAUUCAUCAAGGGCAUGUGGCUCGAGUUUGGCAAAUUUGGCUGCCCUGUCGAUCGCAAGGAGGCAUUCCGAUCAUACUCCCGAGCCGCUGAGAAGGGAUACGCGCGUGCCGAAUACCGGAUCGGAAUGCAGUUUGAGAGCUCGGGGGAGCCAGAGAAGGCGAUCAAACAUUACAAGCGGGGUGUUGGGCGAGCCGAUUCUGCCUCGUACUAUCGCCUGGGAAUGAUGAUUCUUUUGGGUCAGCAUGGACAACUGCAGGAUUUCAACACUGGGUUGGAAUACAUCCGCCUCGCAGCGCAGUCAUGCGACCAGAACGCACCUCAAGGUGCAUACGUAUACGGCAUGCUCUUGGCUCGAGAACUCCCUCAAGUGAGCGUCCCGGAAAGCUUCCUACCCCUUGAUCUGAACCUAGCACGUGUCAAUAUCGAAAAGGCGGCAUACCACGGGUUCGCCAAGGCUCAGGUUAAGAUGGGUGCGGCAUAUGAACUCUGUCAACUGAGUUGUGAUUUCAACCCCGCGCUGUCUCUGCACUAUAAUGCACUGGCUGCCCGCCAGGGCGAGCCCGAAGCCGAGAUGGCGAUCAGCAAAUGGUUCCUGUGUGGACAUGAGGGAAUAUUUGAGAAGAACGACGAGCUGGCAUUUACAUAUGCCCAGCGCGCGGCCCAGAGUGGUCUUCCGACAGCUGAAUUCGCUCUGGGUUACUUCUAUGAGGUCGGUAUCUAUGUGCCGGUGGAUAUCAAAGAAGCCCGCUCUUGGUACGCCAAGGCCGCUGCCAGCGGCAACAAGGAUGCAUCUGGUCGGAUUGAAAGUAUCUCGCGAUCAAAGACUCUGUCCAGAAAGGACCAUGAGAAGAUCGCGAUCUCACGCAUCAAGUCGACGCGAUACACCGCUCAUCAGCGAGGUAAUUCCCUGGAAUCAACCCCAGAGAAUAUCCAAAUGCCAGAUCCCUCAAGAAUGAGCUUGUCUGACGGCCCACCAUCUGGGGCUCCUUACCCGGAUCGUCCUCACUCUACUCGUCCCCGGCCUCAACAAGGUUAUCAGCUGUCAGACACUCGCCCGAGCUCUGCUUUCGGCGUCAACCCCAACCUUCGAUCCAAUGCACCCUCGGGAUAUAGUGGCCCACCUCCCCCGGGCCAGGGGCCCAAAUCUCGCACUCCGUCCUAUGGGCCUGGUGGACCUGUCGGACCUGGCGCACCCAUGAACUACCGCCAGCCUGGCGGCCCUGGAACCCCUCUCAGCGCUCCUGCUGGGCCUACAAGCCCGCAGGCUGGUAACAUGAUUGGUCCUGGCGGGGCUCCUCGUCUCGAUAUCGGCUAUUCUGCACCAAUGCCUCCUCCAGGUGGUCGACGCCCACCACCUCGACUUGACUCGGUUCCGGAUCGCAAGCCUAUGAGACCUCCUGUUUCUGGUCACCCUCCUGUUUCUAGCCACUCCGGAGUGUCCUCACCCAGUGUGACAUCUCCUCGUCCGCCUGGUUCGCCCUCGUUUCCUCCGCGUAUGGAGUCUCGGCAACAGUCUCACGGUUCGGGUGCCUCCACGCCUCAGCCGGCACCCUCAGUUGCGCCUUCCGUGGCGUCAUCGACUUCAUCCGCGCCCCAGCAGAAACCCGCCAAGCCGCCAAGUAAGGGACCCAAGACCUUUGAAGAGAUGGGCGUUCCUAGCGCGAAUAAAGAUAGUGAUUGCAUUGUGAUGUGA
Molecule: messenger RNA, 2328 nt
Organism: Penicillium verrucosum
Lineage: Eukaryota; Fungi; Ascomycota; Eurotiomycetes; Eurotiales; Aspergillaceae
Exons: 5
Coding region: 1-2328 (775 amino acids)
Molecular function (GO): protein binding
Source: RefSeq, a predicted model, not a curated record